GAAUUUUCUUGCUAUAGCCGCGUUUGGUCAUACUUUUAUGGAAGUUUUGCCUCUGGUUCUUUUAAGUAUAUGUCACCCUAUCCCCAAAAGAUCAGCUUCUGUACCGGAAAUAUAAAAGGACGGGCUGAACGUCAGCGCGGCACCUGACAGAUAUGGACAAAUAUGGGGUAGUUCGCAAAAUUGGAGAAGGAGCGUUUGGAGAAGUGUUCUUAGUGAGAGCAAAGGAUGACAGCAACAACACGGAGUGUGUGGUGAAAGAGAUCAACAUGAGGAAGAUGUCAGCGAAGGAGAAGGAGGCCUCGCGGAAGGAAGUGACUCUGAUGGCAAAAAUGAAACACCCCAACAUCGUAACAUUUCUGAUGUCCUUUGAGGAGCGGUCCACUCUUUAUAUCGUGAUGGAGUACUGCAGUGGAGGAGACUUGAUGAAGAGGAUCAGGAUGCAGAGGGGCAUCCUGUUCACUGAGCGUCAGAUAGUGGACUGGUUUGUGCAGAUCUGCUUGGGACUGAAACACAUCCAUGACCGCAAGGUCUUACACAGGGACAUCAAAGCACAGAAUAUAUUCCUCACCGGCAAUGGGAUGAAAGCGAAGCUCGGCGACUUCGGAAUCGCAAGAAUGCUGAACAACACCAUGGAGAUGGCCAGGACGUGCGUGGGAACCCCCUAUUAUCUGUCUCCCGAGAUCUGCGAGGGGAGACCGUACAACAAUAAGACGGACAUCUGGUCUUUGGGUUGUGUUCUCUAUGAGCUCUGCACCCUCAAACACCCGUUUGAGGGCAGCAAUCUAAGGCAGCUGGUGAUGAAGAUCUGCAGGGGGCACUACCACCCCGUCGCGGCCCACUACUCCUACGAACUGCGGCUCCUCGUGACCCAGCUGUUCAAGGUCAGCCCCCGCGACCGGCCCUCGGUCAACUCCAUGCUCGGGAGACCCUUCCUGGAGAAGCACAUUGAGAAACACCUGGAUGCCCAGAUAAUCAAAGAUGAGUUCAGCCACAUUGUGUCUCAUAGAAAGAAGCUCCAGCCGGGACAGGUUCCAGAGGUGGUUCCAAAACCAAGGGCCAGAGAGAAGUCUGCUCCUCGCACCAAAGCUGGGACCCCCAUGAGGAAAGAACCCCUCAGACAAGUGUGGAAACCUGCAGCCUGUGUCGCCCAACCGGAGUAUAAAAAUGUAGUUUACCCAAAAGCUGCGGCGAUGGAGAAGCUACCAGCCAGGAUCUGUGGUCCGAAUGACCUCGACCGGUCGAACGUUCACGUGGUCGGCGAGGACGAGCAGCAUCGCGAGCUCUACCAGCGCUACCACGCCCAGCUCGAUGCCAUCCAGCGCCGGCGUCAGGAGGAGAGCCCUCCUCCCCCCCACGGUGCAGGUCCAGGGAAGGCCAGGGGUCACCAUGGUGACCAGCCCAACAUCACAGAACCGUAUCAGCUGGUGGCGGCUGCUAGGGAAGAGUAUCUGCAGAGGAGGCAGGAGGCCAGACAGUACAAACUGAGGGCUGAGAAGCAGCUGGGCCUGCGCCCCUCCUCCUCACACCAGCAGAGAGAUGCAGAGCCAGGACAGGGGGUGCCAGCUCUACCACGAAGCCAGUGCCGACGGCCCGGUCCGGUCAGGAAGCGGGAUGACCAGCAGGAGUACCUGACGCAGCUGCGGCGCAUCCGGGAGCAGUACCAUCGAGAGGUGCAGGAGAUGAGGAGGAGGGCCGCGGGGGAGCCCCAGGACGCAGCGAGGGAGCAGCCUUUGGCGGAGAGUCCUCCUGGUCCCGGGGGCGGAGCCCAGAGCCGGCGGAGCGACGGGAACGCGGCUGCUCAGAGAGGAAUCACGUUCGAGGUCCUGCUGGACGAGGAGAGCGCGCCCGGGGACCGAGAGGAGGAGGGCGCUCAGGACGAGAGAGGACAGGCGGAAGAGCAGGAGCGGGAGGAGGAGGAGAUGGAUCCGCUGAACCGGACGCUCACCUUCGAGGCCGGAGAGGAGCUCGGGCUGCGGGAACGGCCCCCUGCGGAGGCGGAGCUAGAGGCGCAGCGCAGGAAGAGGUGGAGCAAGAAGACGCCCCGGACCCUGCUGAACGCUCUCGCUGAAAUGGAGGUGUCCUCCGUCUGUCCCGGCACGUGCGGAUCCGAUCCGGGAGCAGAGGAUGGGGGGGCAGCGGGCCAGAGGAGGCUGUGGCGCAAAGACCCCCCCGAAACCCUCCUGCGGGCCCUCGCCGAGGCGACGCUCAGCAGCACGGGCACCCCCGCCCCCUCGGGAACCCUCCCGCCAAGCCAGCCGGACCCGGAUGCCGAGGACACCGAGGAGGAGGGAGGCUGCGAUGUAGAUGUGGAUGAAGAGCGACUGGAGCCACGGUCAGAUGACGAUGACACAAACUUUGAGGAAUCGGAGGACGAGCUGAGGGAAGAGGUGGCCGAGUCCAUGAGGAAGUACUUCUCCGUGGACGAGGCCUCCGGGGGGGGGGCGGAGGUCCCAGGCGGCCCGGACACCGAUGGGGGACCGGGGCUCGUCCCCGAGCCGAGGGAGCGGGAAGAGGGGGCCGCGGGGCCGCGCACGGCGCCCUCCAGCCAGGAGGUGCCGACCUCAGACCGCGAGGCCCCAAAGGCGGAGGCGGCGGAGACGGAGCGGACUGAGUCGGGACUGUGAGGACACGCAGGGGACCGAGAGGGAGACCUGCUGGGUGCUGGAAGGAGAUUUCGGUGCAGCGGCAGAUUAGCCCUGUUCAGUGUGCGUGUAAGACAGAGUAACUGUGACACAAGGACACACAUCCACGCACGCACACCGCUCCUUCCUCAAUCUGCCCGUCUGGAGUUGAGUACGUAGGAGAUCCUCAGAUGGACUCAAAUUCCUCACUCUUACCCUGGAUCCACACGCCAUAAACGGUUGUGGUUCUUUAGUGCCGAAUUUUGCUUUCGUUUCGACGCUCAAGGGUUGGAUCACAGAACCUGCUGGUUUCCUGUUCCAUUUCUAAUGUCAUUUUGUUCUUCUCUCUCCUUCCCUCCUGCGCUUCCUUUUUUUGUGCUGAUGGUUCGCUUCGUCGCCACCAGGGGGAGUAGAUGUGAACGUCACACUAAUGCUGCCACGAGCUUCUCCAUGUAAAAGGGCUGCGUGUUGACAGCGCCUGCGCCGUUUGGGCACGGGUUCGAAUCCAGCUUGGUCUGUGUGGAGUUUACAUGUUCUUCACAUGUUUCCAUGGGUUUCUGCUGUGGUCUAAAAAUGUGAAUUGGUGGCUCUGAAUUGCCUGUAGUGUGUGUGUGCUGUAGCUUCCUGGUCACCUGGGAUAGGCACUGGACCACCAUGACCCUGACUUGGACAAGCAAUUCUUAACAGUGAGUUAUUAAAAGCAACUUAAAGCUGCUGCCUUUUGACCAAAGGCUGCAGGUUUGAAUCCCACCUCCAGCUGUAGUACCUGAACAAGGUACUUACCCCAAUUUGCUCCUGUAAAAUUACCCAGCUGUAUCAAUGCGUACAUAAUUGUAAGAAAAGUUACCCUGAGGUGACAAAGCCAACAUGGAACACCUUUUUAUCCCAAGUUACACAGGUAUUUACAGUAGUUCUGCAGUGUCUGCACCAUAAAAAGUAAAUGGUCAAUAAGGUGUAUAAACCCUGUAUAUCUAAACCCUUAAAGGAUGUUGAAACAGUUAUGAUUUUUAGGACGUUUCAUUCCUGCCAUAAAGGACCCCCUGCAGUUCGCAGUCAGGCCCAUAGUGGUGUGAAAGAUACAAUCAUCUACAUCCUCCACAGGGCUUCUUGUCACAUGGAGAAAGGCAGUAGUACAGUGAGGGUUAUGGGCUGUCGGUACAACCCUGCCAUCCCAGCUGAGGGACAAGUCCUUCAGAAGGACCGUAGAUGCACCGGUGGAGCUCGUGGUUGAUUUUCGCCGUGUUCCAGAGCCCUUGCGCCUAAGGGUGCGUGGUGGAGGCUCUUCACUCGUGCUCCUGCCUGAAGGUCCAUAUCAACAAGAGCCUGGAUUGGUCUCAUAACACGGAUGUGCUGUAUCAGAAAGGACAGAGCAAGCUCUACUACGAAGCUCCUUUAAUCUACAUAGGAAAGUUCUUCACAUGUUCUACCAGGCCGUGGUCUUCAGUGUCUUUUAUGCUGAUGUAUGUUGGGGGGCAUCACAUCUGCAAAGGCCUUCCAUCCAUCCAUCCAUCCAUCCAUCCUUCCUUCCAUCCUUCCUUCGUCUGUGUUGCUAAUGGUUUCUGGCCAGCGGAUCUGCAGUAUUCUUGUAAGACAGGUGUUCAUAAAGGUUUGGACUUUUUUCAUGGUGGCCACUGUUGUUCUCCAGGUUUCAGCUCCAUACAGAAGAGCAGACUUGACAUUCGAGUUGAAAAUCCUGACCUUCGUGUAGAAUGCUACAUGUUUUGAUUUCCAGAUGUUCUUCAGCUGCAGGAAAGCCGUUCUUGCUUUGCAAAUUCUAGAUUUGACGUCUGGUUUUGUCCCACCCUCCUGCAAGCUCAUAAAGAAGGCCGGAUUUGUCAUGGCUUUGACCCCCAGCUCGAUGGAGGUAACGACCGAGGCAGGGAUGAGGAGGAAGCCAGUAGCCAUGAUGGACGUUGACUCACAUCCCCUUCAUGAAGUGAUCACCAUGAGCUCCUUUAGCCAGCAGAUUUUUCCCACUACAGUGUACAGAUGGUCCCCCAUUUACGAUGGUCCGACUUCUGUUUUUUUCGACUUUACGAUGGUGAGCUGGCGAUAGACAUUCAGUAGAAAUGGUACUUCAAAUUUUGGAUUUUGAUUUUUCCCCAGGUUAACAUCAUGCAGUACGAUACUCUCUCAUGAUGCUGGGCAGCGACAGCGAUCCG
Molecule: messenger RNA, 4783 nt
Organism: Scleropages formosus (Asian bonytongue)
Lineage: Eukaryota; Metazoa; Chordata; Actinopteri; Osteoglossiformes; Osteoglossidae
Gene: nek5
Product: NIMA related kinase 5
Exons: 21
Coding region: 153-2624 (823 amino acids)
Biological process (GO): protein phosphorylation
Molecular function (GO): ATP binding; protein kinase activity
Source: RefSeq, a predicted model, not a curated record